AUGAAUGCCACAUUGAAGUUGCACUGGGCCGUCGCCCGUCGGCCAUCACUCUACCUGUCGAAGACUAUUCCGAGAUGCACACCCCAAAGACGACGCUUCUCAGCGAUCCCUGCCAGUGAGGAUACACUUCCUCUGAAAGGUAUCAGAGUUCUUGAUAUGACAAGAGUGUUGGCCGGCCCUUAUUGUACACAGAUUCUAGGUGAUUUGGGAGCAGACAUCAUCAAGGUCGAACAUCCCGUUCGCGGUGACGAUACUCGUGCCUGGGGACCUCCAUAUGCAAAGUACACCGAUGAGUCGCGGAAAGGCCCUGGUGAAAGUGCUUACUACCUGGCGGUCAAUCGCAACAAGAGAUCCAUCGGCCUUUCCUUUGCUCACAAGUCCGGCAUCGAGAUUCUACACAAGCUUGCGAAAGAGUGCGAUGUCCUUGUCGAAAAUUACAUUCCUGGUAGUUUGAAGAAAUACGGCCUCGAUUAUGAAACGCUACGGUCCAUCAAUCCCAAGCUGAUCUAUGCGAGCAUCACAGGAUACGGCCAAACAGGGCCUUAUAGUAACAGAGCUGGUUACGAUGUGAUGGUUGAGGCUGAAUUUGGGCUUAUGCACAUUACAGGAAGUAGAGAUGGUGACCCAGUUAAGGUCGGUGUGGCCGUUACAGAUUUAACAACUGGGCUGUACACGUCGAACGCGAUCAUGGCAGCAUUGCUUGCCCGCGUGAGAACCGGACAAGGGCAGCAUAUUGAUGCUUGCCUGAGCGAUUGCCAAGUUGCUACCCUGGCAAAUAUUGCGAGCUCGGCUCUGAUCAGUGGUAAGAAGGACUCAGGGAGAUGGGGAACUGAGCACCCAUCCAUUGUGCCUUAUCGAAGCUACAAGACGAUUGAUGGAGAUAUCCUGCUUGGAGGCGGUAACGACAGGCUCUUUGGCAUAAUAUGCGAUCGUCUAGGGUACCCUGAGUGGAAGGCCGACCCUAGAUUUGUAACGAACAGCGAUCGAGUGAAGCAUCGUAAAGAGCUCGAUGGUAUGAUCGAGAAGACAAUUGCACAGAAGACCACACAGGAAUGGCUUGAUAUUCUGGAGGGCAGUGGGAUGCCUUACGCUGCAAUCAACGACAUUCAAGGGACACUAAACCAUUCUCAUGUGCAAGCACGAGGAAUGGUCACCGAGGUAGAUCAUCCAGCCUGUGGUCCCAUCAAACUAGUGAACACUCCGAUCAAGUACUCGCAUGCAACUCCUGGCGUGCGAAGACCACCUCCAACUCUCGGUCAGCACACCGACGAGAUACUCGAAGAGAUCCUGGAUUAUGGAAAGAGCGACAUUGCCCGUUUGAAGAAGGAGGGUGUAUUAUCAUAA
Messenger RNA from Aspergillus clavatus NRRL 1, 1344 nucleotides. Its product is annotated as CaiB/BaiF CoA transferase family protein. The record is from RefSeq and is a predicted model, not a curated record. Gene Ontology annotation, molecular function: catalytic activity. Lineage: Eukaryota; Fungi; Ascomycota; Eurotiomycetes; Eurotiales; Aspergillaceae. The transcript is spliced from 6 exons. Bases 1 to 1344 code for a protein of 447 amino acids.